CAUUACCUCGAAGUAGCAGCUUUGCAGGACGAAGUCCCAUCUCAAUAUUGUGGCACAAUGUUACAUAUGAGCUGUUAAAGAAGAUGGUUUAUGCAUUUAUCAGUUUUUUCUUAUGGGUUUUAGGAGAUUUUAAGUUGACACAGCAGCAACUUCUGUCAAAUACUAUGAAAAACACCUUCAGUUCAGCAACAGUAAACAGUUUGUCUGGAGUUUUUACAGAUGAAAUAGAGACAAUAUCCGUGAUGGAGGGAGAUUCUGUCGCUCUAAACACUGGUGUUACUGAAAUACUGACAGAUGAUCUGAUACUGUGGACAUUUAAACUUUACAAUUCAGAGACUCGUUUAGCCGAAAUCUAUAAACAGAUCAGCUCUGUGUAUCAUAGUAAAGAAAACAAUGAGAUAUUCAGAGACAGACUGCAGCUCGAUGAGGAGACAGGAUCUCUGACCAUCACAAACAUCAACAAAUUACACUCUGGACUUUAUAAAGUGCAGAUCAUCAGUGGAGAUGUCAAACACAAGAGCUUCAGUGUUGCUGUCUAUGCUCUUCUGACUGUUCCUGUCAUCAGUGUUUUUACACAAAACCCUUCAGUAUCAGAAAGAUCAUCACAGCAGAAUUGUUCAUUGGUGUGUUCAGCUGUGAAUGUGGGUCAUGUGACUCUCUCCUGGUACAAAGGACACGGUUUAUUGUCCAGCAUCAGUGUGUCUGAUCUCAGCAUCAGUCUCUUCCUACCUCUGGAGAUCGAGUGUCUGGAUGAUUCCUACAGCUGUGUUGUGGCUUAUUCAUUCAACAACCAGACUAAACACCUCAGCAUCACUGAUCUCUGUCAGACAUGUCCAGGAGCCAGUCAACAUUUAUUUCUCACACCACUGAUAAUUGUUGCUGUAUUGCUGUUGUUGCUGCUAGUGGUCAUAGCCGGAGUUGUGUUUAAGUUUUGUCACUGUAAAAACUACAAGCGAACAAAACAAAAAGGCAAGUAUUAGCGCUUGAUGUUUUUCACCAAAAUAAUGCCAACAA
Cyprinus carpio (common carp) is the source of this 1014-nucleotide messenger RNA. RefSeq lists its product as uncharacterized. Bases 84 to 980 code for a protein of 298 amino acids. Lineage: Eukaryota; Metazoa; Chordata; Actinopteri; Cypriniformes; Cyprinidae. The record is from RefSeq and is a predicted model, not a curated record. The transcript is spliced from 5 exons.